UUCCAUUCAUCUUUUUUGCAUUCGUUAAUUAUCUCCAGAAAUCUUUCCAUUGCUUGAUCGAGUAGAUCUCAGGAGAGAGCUAUAGCUUUAAUUUCAACAUGGGUGUUCUUGGAGUUGUUGCUAAGCGUUUGGACGCCCUAGUGGGGCCAGGAAUCAUGCUUCUUUUCCCAUUAUAUGCAUCCUUGCGAGCUAUCGAAAGCCCUUCAACGCUUGAUGAUCAGCAAUGGCUAACGUAUUGGAUAAUAUAUUCGUUCACAACCCUAUUUGAGUUAUCCUGCUGGAGAAUACUAAUCUGGCUUCCUUUCUGGCCAUACGUAAAGCUCCUGUUUUGUAUGUGGUUGGUGUUGCCUAUUUUCAAUGGGGCUGCAUAUAUUUACGAGAAUCUGGUCCGGAAGUACGUGAAGAUCGGCGGCAAAGUGAACGGAAACUAUUCGGAGGAUCAAAGGAAGGUUCUCCAGAUGAUGAGCCUUGACGCCAGGAAAUCGGUUGUGCAAUAUGUUGAUAAAUAUGGAUGGGAUGCUUUUGACAGAGCUGUCAGAGCUGCUGAAAGAGAAGCCAAGAAGCACUGAUGAUAUGGGAAAAACUACUACACGGUGCAGCCGUGCAAUGGUUAUAGCAGAUGAGUGGAUCAAAAUAGAUUAUUCACCUACUAAUUUCUAGUUUCUCAUAAAUUCUGAAGGAAAUAUGUACAUGUAUACUUCAUGCAUAUGAUAAAAAUGCAACACAAAUGUAAAAAUGGGACGAUUAUUUAAUUUGUGUAUAUACUGAAGAAACGAUUAUUUUAUA
Hevea brasiliensis (rubber tree) is the source of this 786-nucleotide messenger RNA. RefSeq names its product HVA22-like protein f. The record is from RefSeq and is a predicted model, not a curated record. The transcript is spliced from 5 exons. Lineage: Eukaryota; Viridiplantae; Streptophyta; Magnoliopsida; Malpighiales; Euphorbiaceae. The coding region runs from base 99 to 569 and encodes 156 amino acids.